Linnemannia hyalina is the source of this 2487-nucleotide messenger RNA. Lineage: Eukaryota; Fungi; Mortierellomycota; Mortierellomycetes; Mortierellales; Mortierellaceae. The record is from the annotation of a GenBank genome assembly.
AUGAGAGAAUUGCCACAGAAGGAAGCCAACUUGUUCAAGCAAAUCUUGCAGUACAAGAAAGGAUUUAAAGGAGCCGAGCAGAUCUUGAAGAAGUUCCCCGAGCACGGAGAAACUUUGGCCCUGAAGGGAUUGUUCCUUAACCAUUUGGACAAGAAGGAAGAGGCAUACGAGUUUGUCAAGAAGGGUCUUCGCCACGAUUUGCGAAGCCAUGUCUGCUGGCACGUUUUUGGACUGUUGUACCGUUCGGACAAGAACUACGAGGAGGCUCUGAAGUGCUACUCUCAAGCUCUCAAGAUUGACAAGGAGAACCUUCAAAUUUUGCGUGACUACUCUUUGCUUCAGGUACAGACCAGGAACUAUGAGGGCUUUGCAGAGACUCGCCACAUCUUGCUCGAGCUGCGCCCUCAGAACAGACAAUUUUGGAUCGGUUUGGCUAUCGCCUACCACAUGAUGGGCAAGCCUGACCUGGGGAUCAAGGUCUUGACCGCCUACGAGGAGACUCUCAAGGAUGUCCCCGCGAAGCCCGACUACGAGCAUAGCGAGAUGUUGCUGUACCACAACUCGAUGCUGGAGGAGACUGGCGACUUUCAAGCAGCACUGGAUCAUUUGGAUACGAUCGAGAAGCACGUUUGUGACCGUAUCGCUCUUCGAGAGAAGCGCGCCAGGUACCUUUUGGCUCUCGGACGUCAGGAGGAUGCCGAGAAGGCUUACAGAGAAUUGAUCGCCCAUAACCCCGACAAAUUUGCCUACUUUGACGGCCUUCGCAAGAGCAUUGGACUUGGUCACGAUAACUUGUCAGCAGAGGAAGAAGCUAAGCUUUUGGAGCUCUUCAAGGAGCUUCAGAAGGAGUACCCUCGUUCAAAUGCCGCCAAGCGCCUUCCCCUGCGUUAUGCCACUGGAGAUGCCUUUGUUAAGGUUGCUGACGAGUACAUGCGCAACAACCUCAGGAAGGGUGUCCCUUCGCUCUUUGUCAACAUGAAGACCCUCUUCGCCAAUAAGGAAAAGGCCCAGGCUGUCGAGAAGUUGGCUCUCGGUUACCUCGCUGCCCUCGACAAGACUAAGGGCUUUGACAAUUCUGGAUCGACUGUUGAGCCACCAACUGCUCUUCUCUGGACCUUGUACUUUGUCGCCCAGCACUACGACUUCAAGCGCGAGUCGAAUGAGGCUUUGACUUACAUCAACCGCGCCAUUGAGCACACCCCUACACUCGUGGAACUCUACAUGACUAAGGGACGCAUUCUCAAGCAUGCCGGCGACUAUGUCCAGGCAAUGAACGUCUUGAACGAGGCUCGUGAGUUGGACUUGCAGGAUCGCUUCAUCAACUCUAAGUGCUCAAAGUACAUGCUCCGUGCGGACAAGAUGGCUGAGGCUGAGAAGACUGUCGUCAUGUUUGCUCGCGCAGAUAUUGCCGAUCCUUUGAACGAUCUGGUCGAUAUGCAGGCCAUGUGGUUCAUCCUUGAGUCUGGUGAGAGUCAUCUUCGUCAGAACCAUCUCGGACGCGCCUUGAAGCGUUUCCAUCAGGUUGAGAAGCUCUUUGCCGACUUUACUGAGGACCAGUUCGAUUUCCAUAUGUACUGUCUCCGCAAGAUGACCUUGAGGGCCUACAUCUCGCUGUUGAAGCUGGAAGACCAGUUGAGGUCACACCAGUACUUUGUCCGCGCCGCCCAGAACGCUGUUCAGUGCUAUAUCACUCUCUUCGACAAGCCCGAAGGCGCCGAUUCAGAGGAGAUGGAAGGCAUGACCGAGGCCGAGAAGAAGAAGUUCCGCAGCAAGCAGCGCAAGGCUGAACUUAAGGCUCAAAAGGAGACCGAGGAGAAGAAGGCCCAGGCUGUUCAGGAGAUCACCAAGAAGGGUGGAAAGGUCGAUGAGGACCCUGAGGGUCUCAAGUACACCAAGACUGAGGACCCUCUGGGUGAGGCACUCAAGUUCUUGAAGCCCCUUCAGGAGCUUGCUGCUGAUCGUAUUGAGACUCACCUCAUGGGCUUUGAGCUCUACAUCCGCAAGAACAAGCUGCUGUUGGCGUUGAAGUCGUUGCUGAAGUCGAUCAAGAUUGAUGCCAAUAACGCCACCCUCCACGAGCAGCUCGUCCGUUUCGCGCUCGCCGUCCAGAAGGCCGGUACCUCUCUCAAGCCCGCCGUCAAGUCUGUGAUCGACAAGCACUGGGACACCCUUUUCCAGGGAAAGGGCAAGGACCUCAAGGUCUUCACUGCCGGUUUCUUGGAGACCUCCAAGACCCUCGGCUCUGUGCCCCAUCUGAUCUCGGGCGCUAUUGCCGUCUCGUUGAUUGAACCUGGUACCGAGAAAUCCAAGACUGAGGCUGAGGCGAUUAUUUUCUUGAUCGCGGAUGAUAAGUAUGUUGGAACACGGUCCUUGGAGAAUGUGUUGGUUGCGCAAAAGACGCUCAAAAGCCUGAAAUCAAGUCGGGUUCAGGAGUUUAGAACUAAGGCUGCAUCGUGGUUCCCCAAGGCCACCGUCUUUCUGUCUUAG